CUACGAGUACUCCAUUCAAGCCUUUGCUUCUGCUCAUUUUGUUUGAAUAGAUAAAAUCGUGAACCACUCUUCCCUGUUUUCCCCUGUUCGCACGUCCCUCUUCUCCUACUUAUUCUCCUACGUCUUCGCUCGAGCCUUUUUGGUCUUUCUCUCGCAAUCGUCCCGUCUUAUAAGACUCUCUCCCUCUCCAGCUCUAUCAACACUCCCCCAUCACCCUGAGAAGCUUCAAACUUCUGAGAAGUUACAUUCGUUCCAGACUCCAUACAUCCCUCUUGAUAGACCUCAAGCCCAAUUCCAACGAAAGCCACCAUGCCCUGCCGUCUAGCCAUCAGCACCGUCUCCCUCGGCCGGUGCUGGGCCGGCCACACCCUGGAGCACAAACUCGACAUGGCCGCCAAGUACAACUACGGCGGCAUCGAGCUCUGGCACGAAGACCUCAUGGACAUGGCCGACCGCUUCCCCGAAGGCGGCGCCUCCGUCGUAGCCAACCAGCUCGCCGCCGCGCGGUACGUGCGUCAGCUCUGCGCCGACCGCCGCCUCACCAUCCUCAACCUGCAACCCUUCCAGCACUACGAAGGCCUCGUCGACCGCGCCCACCACGCCCGCCGCGUCGACGAGUUCCGCCUCUGGCUCCGCCUCUGCCACGCCCUCGGCACCUCCCUCAUCGCCGUCGCCUCCAACGUCCUCCCCGCCGACCAGGUCUCGCCGGACCUCGACCUCCACGUCGCGGACCUGCGCGAGAUCGCCGACCUGGCCGCCGCCGCCGCCGCGUCCCCGCCUGUGCGUCUUACGUUCGAGAGCUUGGCGUGGGGUACCCGCGUCGACACGUGGGAGGAGAGCUGGGACGUGGUCUGCCGGGUCGACCGGCCCAAUUUCGGGCUUUGUCUCGAUACGUUCAACAUGGCGGGACGGAUCUACGCGGAUCCCGCGGCCGAGACUGGCUUGGCCGGUUCGGGUUCGAUUUCGAAUGCGGAGGAGGCGGUUCGCGCGUCCAUGGGGCGGCUUGUCGCCUCGGUCGACCCGGCGCGGGUGUUCUACGUGCAGGUCGUUGAUGCGGAGCGGUUGCGCGAGCCGUUGCGCCCCGGCCACGCGUUCUGGAAUGGGGAGCAGCCGCCUAGGAUGAUGUGGUCGCGCAAUUGCCGGCUGUUCUACGGCGAGACUUCGAGGGGUGCUUACCUCCCCGUGAGGGAGAUGGCGGCGGCCAUUUUCCAGGGGCUUGGGUUUGAGGGGUGGGUUAGCUUGGAAUUGUUUCACCGGCGCAUCGUCGACGAGGAUCCGGCUGUUCCUGAGGAGCUGGCCCAGAGGGGGGCUUUGUCUUGGGUGAAGCUGGUUCGCGAUAUGCGGUUGGUUGAGGCAGAGGAUACCAUGAUGAUGACGGCGUCGCUGUGAGGAUGGGCAGCGGGCUGACGGACGACUUUGGUAGACGGACGUGACGAGGGAGUUGUCAACUCUUUUCUGUUUUACCCGGGACAGGGGCAAAGGCAUGUUACGCAACGACAAGAAGCGAGCACGAAUAAGGACAGCCACAUAUGCAU
Sodiomyces alkalinus F11 is the source of this 1535-nucleotide messenger RNA. RefSeq names its product 3-dehydroshikimate dehydratase. Lineage: Eukaryota; Fungi; Ascomycota; Sordariomycetes; Glomerellales; Plectosphaerellaceae. The record is from RefSeq and is a predicted model, not a curated record. The coding region runs from base 310 to 1389 and encodes 359 amino acids. The transcript has a single exon.